This is a messenger RNA of Prorocentrum cordatum, 1152 nucleotides long. NCBI's taxonomy places the organism in Eukaryota, Dinophyceae, Prorocentrales, Prorocentraceae. The record is from the annotation of a GenBank genome assembly.
GAGGUGCCGGAGGGCUCCCCGCACGCGGCGCGGCACGCGCGGCAGCUCUACCGGACCAGGCUCGCGGAGGGGGCGCCGCGCGUCCCGUCGGGCAGCGAUCAGACUGCGCCGGAUGGUGUGCCGCUCUCCCAGAUGUUCAGCGAGGGUAACGGCGGGGAGAUGCGCCAGAGCUGGCACGGCUACCCAAAGGGCUACGCCCAGCUCCUGUACUCGCCGUCGUACUUUGCCGUGGCGGACAUGUCCAUCGACACGAAGAACCGCGACCACCCGACAGUGCGGGCGCUGGGGCCCCUCCCAAAGGCAGCGUACGGCGGCGCCGCUCCAGCCGAUCAGGAGUACAGCGGCCUCCUGGAGUGCCCGUGCACGGACCGUAUCGACCGGGCGCAGUGGAAGCCUUUCCCUGCGUCUCGUUGCCCCGCGCAGCCGACCUCGGAUCUCGGUUUCAUCCACAAUCCCACCUGCCAGGCGGACACGUACGUCGGCGGCAUCAUGUGCUGCGACGGCGGCAACAUCCUCCUGGAUAAGGAUCAGAACCCCUGGCAGGAUGACAUCAUGACGUAUUAUCUGAAGUUCCGGUUCUACUUCCAGGAGUACACCCCUGGCUCCCAUUUGAAUCUGCAGCGGCUCUACUGGCAAACAGAGGUCGCCGCUGGAGAGUAUGAUAUCGUCCAGUGUGACCCUGGCACGCCUCCCUCUCAGUGCGUUUACACCAUCACUUCGCGCUGGUCGGUCCGGCAGAUGGGCGAGACCUGCAGCACAUCCGAGGGCGGUGCUUGCACCGGCCUCACCAGCGCGGACCCUGCGGAGACGGCUGGCGUCGAGCUCAUUUACGCGGGGCCGCACUGCCACGCCCCGAGUUGCCUCUCUAUGGAGCUGUACCACGCGAAUACCGGGAAGCUCCUCUGCCACAUGGAUGCGCAGUACGGGGCCAGCGACGAGCUGUAUGACGAGAAAGGGUACGUGCAUUUGCCGCCGUGCCUGUGGGGCCACGAGGACGGCCUGCCGAAGCCGUUGCUCCUUGGCCUCGACGACGAGCUGCUCAGCAUCAAGAGGAACAACAACACGUACUACCACUAUGGCGACAUGGCCUCCUGGCAGAUGCGCGGAGUCGUCGUCCCGAAGGCGUCCUCGGAGAAGGUGCGGAACAUUCAG